This is a messenger RNA of Paramecium pentaurelia, 372 nucleotides long. The record is from the annotation of a GenBank genome assembly. NCBI's taxonomy places the organism in Eukaryota, Ciliophora, Oligohymenophorea, Peniculida, Parameciidae.
AUGAUUGAGGAAACUUUUAAGGGAUCCAGAUUCUCUUCAAGUCUUUUGAAUUCUUAGGAAGUAAACUUAAUGAUAAACCUUGACAUUCCAGUGUUUUCCAUAUUCCGAAAGAUUUAUUAGAAAAAGACCAUCAAAUUAAGCAAUUCUGUUGUGUUCUGUUUCCCUCUUUAAAGCCUGAAUUUCUCACUCAUCCCUUACAUAAAUUAUUUCAUAUCUAUCAAACUUAAUAAACUUCGAGUCAUUAUCUUCUCCUGUGCAGAUCUAAGAUAUAGAUAAGCGAGAAAGAUUUUGUUGUUAGAGGUAGGGACAGUCUUUGUAAGGAAAUAGGAAUAAAACAAAUCUCUUUUCCAAUUUUAUUGGCUUGAAAUUUGA